This is a messenger RNA of Leptomonas pyrrhocoris, 1922 nucleotides long. RefSeq lists its product as hypothetical. The coding region runs from base 270 to 1922 and encodes 550 amino acids. Gene Ontology annotation, biological process: post-transcriptional tethering of RNA polymerase II gene DNA at nuclear periphery; transcription elongation by RNA polymerase II; poly(A)+ mRNA export from nucleus. The record is from RefSeq and is a predicted model, not a curated record. Gene Ontology annotation, molecular function: double-stranded DNA binding; RNA binding. Lineage: Eukaryota; Euglenozoa; Kinetoplastea; Trypanosomatida; Trypanosomatidae. The transcript has a single exon. Gene Ontology annotation, cellular component: transcription export complex 2.
GUACCUACCGCUGUUUGGUUGUAUUUUGUGGUCAUUCUCUUUUUUUUUCGCUUCCGACCACCACCGUUGUGACCUUCUUUUUGAACUGCAAAAGUGCCAGAAGAUAGCGGUGACACAUAAUCCACAGCGAGAGGUUGAGAGAGAAAGAGAGAGAAAGUUGCGUACAUACCGUUUCUUUUUUUCCUUCUCCGCUCUUACAGAGCCCGUGAGGCACACCUGCGUGUUCUGUCCAUCAGCACGUCAACCAAUAGCAGUAGUCGCGGCCAAAAAUGUUAAACAAGUACUUCACGAUCGAUCGCGACUGGAUGGAAGCCGCCGCCGCUGCGAUUUGCUCGCGUAACGGAAUCAUUUUGAAGGACGUAAUUGCAAAAGCAGAACAGGGCAUUCCUCUACGCAUCGUAAAUGACACCGCUGCCACCUUGCGGAAUAUCGUCCAUGUGAUGCAGACGAGCAUCGAGUACACCUGCAACGAGUACUUAAAGAAACACGAAGGCACACUGCGUCUUUUCCGCGCCGCGCACCCGUCCUCCUCUGAGACGAUUUUAGCCAAUGAAGAACGUCGGCAUUGCCGAGAGAUGGUGGUGCGCGUUGCGAUUACAGGCGCCCUAACAGACUUCCAGCGCCGCAACCGAAAAUGCGUACACGACAAUCCUGCAUCUUCUCAAGUAUCGUCGACGCAGGGCGAGACUGAGUCUCCGGGAAGAGUGGAGACGACGGAUGACGAUUUGGAGCGCAGCGUGCAGACGACGCUGCUGAAAGGGCUUCUUUAUGCCUUUGAAGCGUUUCAAGAAUGCCACUCGAUGAACCGCGACCACUACCCUCCGCGGAAAGACAACAGCACUCCCGGCACCGUUGGCUGGGACACGCUGGUGAUGCUGUACCUUGUCCACCGCAUCCCUCAAGUCGCCCGCCAUGCGAGUGGCAGCGCCAUUGACGAAUCCAUUGGGCAAGUGAUCCGUACGUGGCGCAAGCUGCUUGUUGCUUUGCAGUCUGUAGACUCGUGCGAGGCUCCUGAGCACUCCCGCCGUCGCGGCGCACUGGCCCUCGUCAACGGCCUUUUGAUUAUUCUGUUUCAGCGGUACAACACGCAUCAGUGCGCGGUGCUUUUGAGCGCCGUCGACCAUGCAGAAAAGGUGGCUGCGUCCACCGCAGAAACCUCGCGCUCCAUUCUGCACCCGUCGCGCCACAUGAUUUCCGAAGUAGUCACCUACUACUAUUACAGCGGACGAAUGCGCUUAUAUGAGCGCCAGCUCGAAGAAGCCCAUCGCACCUUGCGAGAGGCGUACACGCUGCUGCCCCCCGCAGGCUUCGGAAAUGAGCCACAGCGGCUCAACAAGGAGCGGGUGCGUUUCUUUCUAACGGUGGCCGGCGUGGCCAACGGCCGUCGCAUUCCGAUGGAAAUUCUGCGCGCUGACGAAGAUUUGCUGCCCCGUCUCUUCGGCUCUCUUGUGUGGGCAAUCGAGCGCGGCGACCCGGUGCGCUUCUCACGCGCGCUCGACACGCACGCGCCGGUGUUUCACAGACGGGGGGUGUAUUUGAUACUGCAGCAAGCAAAAAUACUGUGCUACUUGAUGGCCGUCGCGCGUGUGCAUGCGGCAAUGGCGGCUCUCCCCGACACCGACAACAGUCGCAUCACCAUAACAACGUUGUUGGCCGCCUACGAGUUUAUCACGAAGGCGGAAGAAAAAAACAGUAAUUCAACUCCAUCCUCCUCAACGAAGAAGCGCUCCCGAGAAGACGGGGAAACGUGUCACACUCAUGAAUCUGCCGACACGGAUGCAAUCAUGGAUGAAGAUCGAAUGGCACUUUGGGUCGCGAAGCUCAUCGCACGCGGAUAUAUCAGAGGGUACUACUCACAUGAGCACAAGACCCUAGUACUGUCAAAGAAGACCCCGUUCCCUCAUUUGCAGGCGGCACCAUAG